CUGUGCGUGAGCCUGAGAUCACAGGCCGUCUCCGCUCGCCUCCGCUCUAUCAGUUGUGCCUGAAUCCUCAACAAACUCAAUCAACUUCCGACUGGAUGCCACGCAUCAACCAGAGAACAUGGUGACAAACACCAGCCAGUAUCAAUGGCUCUCUCGGUGAAAAAAAAGCGCUCCUUUGGUCACUUACAACAGUCGCAUGCGAAGAUGUGCAUCCAAGAUUUCUGUAACAAAAACAUGGCUACUACGCCGGUCUCCUGGCCCAUUCCCAUGAGGGCUAUCGGAGCUCAGAAUCUGCUCACCAUGCCGGGAGGAGUAACCACAUCUGGAUAUCUGCACAAGAAAGGGGGCAGCCAGUUCAGCCUGAUGAAAUGGCCUCUUCGCUUCAUCAUAAUCCACAAAGGCUGCAUCUACUAUUUCAAGAGCAGUACUUCUGCCGCACCUCAAGGAGCGUUUUCACUCAAUGGCUACAACAGAGUCUUACGGGCAGCAGAGGAAACAACAUCUAGCAAUGUUUUUCCUUUUAAGAUCGUCCACUUCAGUAAGAAACACCGUACGUGGUAUUUCUCAGCGGCGAGUGAGGAUGAGAGAAGGAAAUGGAUGCGGCACUUAAGAAAAGAAAUCAGCUAUUACAACGAUAAACGAGAUUUGCCUCUUCCAAGUGAUGAUUUAGAUUCUGAGAGCCUGUAUGGACAGUUAGAGGAGCCCCUGGAAAUCAGUCCUGUUGAAGAAGAUCCUGAAGCAGAUUAUAUGACACAAGAUGAAGACAGCGAUGGAGAGGAUAUAUCACCUGGGUCUGCAGGUCGACCCACGGUUCCUCCUCCACCGUAUCCUCCACCCCCUGUUCCUGUUCAGCCGAGAGAAAACCGCCCCUCGAAAGGCCCACCGCCUCUGCUUCCCCCUCCGUUCAAAAAGCCGUCCUGUACAGCCAAAGGUCCUCCUCCGCCGCUGCCGUACGCCCCGCACCUAGAGAAACCAGGCGUACACCUGUCAAACAGAGCCCCCCCUGGCCCCAUGCCUCCUUUACCCCCUCCAAACAGGAUGAAGCCCAUGUCAGGGCCCUUUUCCACACUGCCUGCUUGUGAAAAGAAGCCGAAUGCCUCUCACAUCAACUCUACCUCGGCUACUUUACCCAUCGUUGAGAACCUGCAGAGAGUGAUUCUGAACUCGUCGAAACCACACCUGGGGGUGAAGCCCACCCCUGGCCCACGGCCCGUCUCGCCUCACCCGUCCAGCUCUGUCAGCAACAAGGUGCUCGGCCAGAUACCCAAACCUCCGAUACCAUCCAAACCCAAACCCAGCAGACCCUUGUUCCAAAGAGCGUCACCGGACGGACAGAGCUUUCGUUCUUCUAUCGAAGAAAAGCCCUUAAAAAGCCGAGUGCAGGGCAAAAUUAAAGAGGACUCAGAUGAUGAGGACUAUGAAAAUAUCAAUUUGCCUAACUCUGUAUUUGUGGACACAAUGGAAACCAGUAAUGUCGAAAGAUUAUUUAAGGACACAUACACCUACCCACCCAAUGGUCUGUACUGCAUCCGCAAAUCAGGAACAGGAAAAACAUCACAGGUGCUGGUUGUUUGGGACUCGGGUAUAAACAAAGCCAGAAAUUUUAGGCUCUUUGAGGAGGACCAGCGGGUGUAUCUGGAGGCAGAUCGGACGUUCCCCACUUUAUCUGACCUGGUAGAAAACUAUCACAUCAACCCACUGCCCAGCAAUAACCACUCAAUGCCCAACUACUCCCUCUGCUUAAAUCUCCCGUUCGGCUACGACCCACCCAGGUGACAUCGGCCCCCUGUCCCGUGCUGAAACACCCACCCGCUGACAGCGCCACCUUCUGGAGGACACCUCCCAUCACACCUGAGCGCCCAGUCGACUGAUGCCCUCACUAGUGUGAUAUACUGUGAAUAUCAAUGCAUCAUUAAUCCAGUGAACCAGUGAACUGUGUUCAUUUAAGUCCAGUGUUCAGAAGAGAUGCGUUCUAUUAAAAUGACAAAGAUCCAGUGACUCAAACAGUGUUAAAUAGCAAAUGUGCACU
Carassius carassius (crucian carp) is the source of this 2029-nucleotide messenger RNA. RefSeq names its product SH3 domain-binding protein 2-like. The coding region runs from base 145 to 1776 and encodes 543 amino acids. Gene Ontology annotation, biological process: signal transduction. Gene Ontology annotation, molecular function: SH3 domain binding. The transcript has 13 exons. NCBI's taxonomy places the organism in Eukaryota, Metazoa, Chordata, Actinopteri, Cypriniformes, Cyprinidae. The record is from RefSeq and is a predicted model, not a curated record.